Malassezia globosa CBS 7966 is the source of this 1140-nucleotide messenger RNA. RefSeq lists its product as uncharacterized. The record is from RefSeq and is a predicted model, not a curated record. Lineage: Eukaryota; Fungi; Basidiomycota; Malasseziomycetes; Malasseziales; Malasseziaceae. The coding region runs from base 1 to 1140 and encodes 379 amino acids. Gene Ontology annotation, molecular function: branched-chain-amino-acid:2-oxoglutarate transaminase activity. Gene Ontology annotation, cellular component: mitochondrion. The transcript has a single exon. Gene Ontology annotation, biological process: L-valine biosynthetic process; L-leucine biosynthetic process.
AUGUCCCAGAGCCCCUCACCGCUAGACGCUUCCCGGCUUGUGAUACACAAGUCGGAUUCGUUACGUCAAUGCCCCCCUGUCAAGGACAUCGUGUUUGGGCGCACCUUUACUGACCACAUGCUUAAGAUCCCUUGGACUGCCGCGCGUGGGUGGGGCGAACCUUCAAUUGAGCCUUACGGCCCAUUGUCUUUGGAACCCAGCAGUGUAGUCUUGCAUUAUGCGGUCACGUUGUUUGAAGGUAUGAAAGCUUACCGCGAUGACCACGGCAAGGUUCGUCUCUUCCGCCCUGAGAAAAAUAUGGAGCGCAUGAACCGCAGUGCAUCAAGGAUUUGCCUUCCGAACUUUGAUGAAACGGAACUUCUUAAGCUUAUCAAAAAGCUUGUGCAGCUAGACCAGCACUGGGUGCCGUCGGAGCCAGGAUAUUCGAUGUACAUCCGUCCCACCCUCAUCGGCACGGAGCCUUCUGUAAGCGUGACGCAAACAUCGGAGGCAUUGUUGUUCGUUAUUCUUUCACCCGUUGGCCCGUACUACUCAUCGGGCGUGAAGCCGGUAGCGCUGGAAGCGAAUCCACAGUACGUCCGUGCGUGGCCCGGCGGCACAGGUAACGCAAAGAUUGGUGCGAACUAUGGUCCUGGAGUGAUGCCUGCAAUGCAAGCGGCCGCACGUGGAUAUCAGCAGAUUCUGUGGUUGUUUGGAGAGGAACACUACGUGACGGAAGUCGGCACGAUGAACUUUUUUGUGGUACUGAAGAAGGAUGACGGCGUAUGGGAAGUUGUGACACCGCCGCUUAACGGCCUCAUUCUGCCGGGUGUGACGCGUUUGUCAAUUCUCGAGUUGCUGCGUGCUCACCAGAACGGGGAGGAACGACUAAAGAAUGUACCAAAGAUCGAAGUGAAUGAGCGUGACAUCAAGAUGCAGGAACUCGUUGAUGCGGCCAAUGCUGGUAACAUUGUAGAAAUGUUUGGAGCAGGCACCGCCGCUGUCGUGAGCCCAGUGAACCGGAUUGGCUAUAUGGGCAAGGAUAUUCACGUGCCAGUGGGCGAGUCGGGCUUCGGUGUCAUUACGGAAGCUGUGCUCAACAAAAUCACGGGUAUCCAGUGGGGCAAAGAAGAGCACCCAUGGUCAGUCCCCAUUGAGUAG